AUGGCUGGAGAGGACCAAUGUUCUUCUCCUCAACCCGGGGAAUGGGUGAAGGGCAAGGUAGUGGGAUGUGGGACUUUUGGCGCUGUCAAUUUGGCUAUGAGCAAAGUCACCGGGGCGCUCUUCGUUGUCAAGUCUGCACAAUCUGGUUCUGGACUUGUUUCUCUAGAAAAUGAGGCUGAGAUUCUCGAAACCCUGAAUUCCCCACAUAUUGUUCGGUGCGUGGGAAAGGAAUUUUCCAGCGAAACAAACGGAAACCACAGGCUCAGUGUUUUCCUGGAAUACAUGGCCGGAGGCAGUUUGUCGGAUGUUGCUGAGAAAUUUGGGGGUUUCCUGGACGAGCAAGUAAUCCGCUUGUACACUAGAAAAAUUCUUCAAGGCCUUCAGUAUCUGCACGAGAAUGGGAUUGUGCAUUGUGAUCUCAAAUGCAAGAAUGUGCUUUUGGAUUCAUCAGGCAACAUCAAAUUGGCAGACUUUGGAUGUGCCAAGAGGCUUGAUGCCCGUACGAGCCGUGUAUCGAUCCAUUCUUGGCAGCCUAUUUGUGGUACUCCAUUGUGGAUGGCUCCUGAAGUUCUGAGAAAUGAAGGGCUGGAUUUUGCUUCAGACGUUUGGUCAUUGGGGUGCACCGUUGUCGAAAUGGCUACGGGAAGGCUUCCAUGGGCCGAAAACAUUUCAAACCCGAUGGCUGCAGUUCUGAGGAUUGCGUGCGGCGACGAUAUGCCUCAGUUUCCAGAGAAGUUCUCAGAGGAAGGGUUGGAUUUCUUGGCAAAGUGCUUCGCAAGAGACCCGAAAAGAAGGUGGACGGCCACACAGUUGCUCUGCCAUCCGUUUGUUUCUGGGGAGAAUUCCAGAAAGGAGAAUGCAUUUGCUUGCUCACCAGCAAGUGUUUUAGAUGUUCGAAUUCUUGAAGUUGGGUAUGAGUCGGAUGAAUCAGAGAGUGCUACUGAUCAAGGAUUGCUUUCGAGCAAAAUUCCAUUUUCAGUGAGGCACUGCAGCAACAGAAAGGGAAUGGCACUGGAGCAACAAGAAGAAGAAGAGAGCAACCUCUUCUCAGCUGAAAGUUGGAUUACUGUUAGAUCAGGUUGA
Molecule: messenger RNA, 1083 nt
Organism: Malania oleifera
Lineage: Eukaryota; Viridiplantae; Streptophyta; Magnoliopsida; Santalales; Ximeniaceae
Product: mitogen-activated protein kinase kinase kinase 20-like
Exons: 1
Coding region: 1-1083 (360 amino acids)
Biological process (GO): protein phosphorylation
Molecular function (GO): protein kinase activity; ATP binding
Source: RefSeq, a predicted model, not a curated record